AGAUGAAUUUUGUUAAUUGAACGAGGCUGUACUAAAUCAAGAUGGCGGCGCUCAUAGACCUUUUUGCUGCGGGUUUGAUGGAGAAGGAUGUCAACUCCGACGUGCUGUGGGUGUGGUCAUAUCCGGUUGUAACUGCCAAACAGCGAGAGCUUAUCCAGAGAAAAGGAUGUCUUAGCACCAACAAUAGCGCCAUCGUGCCAUACGUGUACGGCCAGCACAACAGACAAUGGUUCUACAUCCGGACUGAAGAAGUAAAUGACGCACCAGCCCUUGCCAAGGUCAAGAGUUUCUCGCUCGUGCUGCUGACGAGAGACUUCAACCCAGAGAAGUACAGCUUACUGAGUAAGAUCCUGUGCCAGGCCUACAUGACGUCGGGAAACCCCACCUCCAUGUUGGAACACUACCUGUCGGUGGUCACCAAGGGAAGCUGUCUGAGCGAAGACAACGGCAUGUUCCAGGUGCAGGACUUUGACAUGAGGAAAGCAUUUGCAGCAGCUUCAGUGAAAGAUGUGAUAAAUAAGUUUGAGAUGGAGUCUAUUCUGAUCUACACUGCGUUACUACUGAAGAAACGCAUAGCCGUCUACCACUCCAAAGUAGAAGACCUGUUGCAUUUCGUAAGAGCGCUGCCUUGCCUGGUAUGGCACAGGCAGAACUGGUCCCUCCUCUACCCCUACAUGGACUUGGAGUCAGAGGACGAGAUCCAAGAACUUAAAAGCACCUCGUCCUACGUCGCAGGCUUCACUAAUGAAGCUAUAGAGAGCAGGACGGACCUGUUUGAUCUCUUUGUCAACAUUCCCUCUGCUGAAAUCACUGUCGCUCCUAAUGCUAAAGAGUAUUUUGCCAUGGGGAAGCUGCAUAAAGACAUCGCCCAAGUCAUGGUCAGUAGCGCCCAGGAUGAAGCAGUCAGCAAUAAGCAGACUAUCGUGGAUAUUUCCAACAAGACUAUGGAAUUAAUCAACAACCUCAAGUCCCUCAGCGACUCUGGUCCAGACGGUGAUGGUGCGGGUAAAGUGAGCAUCGAGGCUCUGCGGGAACGCAAAAUGCCACCGGCCACUGAAAACUUCCUGUUCAGUCUCGCUGCUGCUGAAGGACUGGCGCAAGUCUAGGACACAUCGGGCAUUUCCUUAACUACAAGUUGCCAUUAAAAAAUGGGAAUUUUGUAUUUGCAUAUGUGUGUAGUUAAGCAAUUAAUAUUUAGAAAUGGAAGCAAAAGAAUAAAAUAAACUACAUUCUUCAGCUUUUUUUUUUAAUACUUGCCAAAUUGUGUGCUCAGGUGAGUAUAGUAAGAAUCAAGCUAUGGUCAUAAGUUCGCCAGGCAGCUUUGUUUUGUGUGGGGAUGUAAAAAUAUGUGUUGUUGAGUCUCAGAAGAAACCAUCUAGGUAAGUUUCAGGCUUGUACAACUGCCAUAACUUUCCUUGGAACUUGUAACUCUUAACACUCGUUGUAUGGAUAUUCAACAAGAAAUUGUUAAAUCCGCAAAACAAACCAAUUUUCCAGAUCUCCAUACAAGAAUUUUUUCUGUAAAUUUAUUGCCAAUAUAUAAAACAUUUGUGUAUAAUUUCGUGAACAGCAACAAUAUAACAUUUACAUUCCACCGUUAUGAAAUCAGUUUACCACCUCUGUCUUUGGAUCUUUGCUGUAGUUUUGAACAUUGCUAAAAACUAGAAUGCAUAGUUUAAUGACAUAUAAGGAAAUAACUUCUAGAAAGACUACUGUACAUAUAUAUAUAUACUGGAAAAUUUGGAAAGCAUUACCCAUGCGAAGUCUGUACAAAGUUGUCAUGUUAAAAAGAAGCACCACGAUACAUUGCAAAAUUUGCCGAACCUUCAAAGAUAAACAAUCCUCUAUUUUUACUUUUUUUAUGUACAGCUGUAAUGCAGACCCACAUGUAGUUAACAGCAGAAGGAAAAGUUUCUUUUGUUUUUCAAAUGACAAGUUGUUUAUAACUGUUUUCAAUUAUAAAGCUUGGACCAUUGAUGUUAACCAGAAAGGUUUGACUCUUGAGUUGCAGCAUCACGUCCAUAAAACUAAGCCAUAACUGAUAUUGUUUAUUAGAAAGUAAAAAGAGACGAUAAUGAUGCAAACUGUUUCUGAGCAGGCUAUGUCUUUGUUAUAUUUAAACAAUAUGCCUUUGUAUGUUAUACAAAUAAUACAUGUUUAUGAGUGCAAUGGUAAGAAUAAUUUUAUGACGUGUCAGAUGGAGCGUUUCAUUUCACGAGGUGAAACCGAGUGUAAUGAAACAUUCCAUCUGUCACUGAAUGAAAUUAUUCUUUCCAUUGCAAAAAAUGUAAAACAUUGAUUUUUAUUUUAUACACCACCUGAAUAAAUCCUCGUCAUCUGAUUGGUCAGAACCACCAAUUGUGUGACCGUGCAAUGGAAGUUAUAUUUACUGUUGAAUGGAACUUCUAUUUUUGCAAUGCGGCCGUGCCAUGUGUUUUGAUGAAUCUUUCAAUGACACGUUAUCAACAACUAACCAAUCAGAUGACGGGGUUUUAUUCAAAUGUUGUAUAAAAUGAAAUGUCAUGAAUUGUUUUCUCAAGAAAAAUGUGUACAUGUAACUCAGUAUUAUCUUGUAACAAUCUAACAUAUCACUAAAUCAUCUUAUUCUUUCUUCAGCAUAACACAAAAAUAAUAAAUGUCAUUACUAAAUGUGAUUAAAGGCUUACACUGAAAGAGGCUAAAAUUAAUAGAAAAAUACUUCUUUUUGUACAACUUUUGUUAUAUCUACAAAAAUAAAUGAUAUAUAUACAUUUAAUGCUGUAAAUACACACUGUGAUUAGAAAAAUUAUGUUUUGUAUUAAAAAUUGGAAAAAUAAAAAAAUCAUUCCAAAA
Patiria miniata (bat star) is the source of this 2832-nucleotide messenger RNA. It is a transcript of the gene dennd10, whose product is annotated as DENN domain-containing protein 10-like. The coding region runs from base 42 to 1106 and encodes 354 amino acids. Gene Ontology annotation, biological process: regulation of early endosome to late endosome transport; protein transport. The transcript is spliced from 7 exons. Lineage: Eukaryota; Metazoa; Echinodermata; Asteroidea; Valvatida; Asterinidae. Gene Ontology annotation, cellular component: late endosome. Gene Ontology annotation, molecular function: small GTPase binding; guanyl-nucleotide exchange factor activity. The record is from RefSeq and is a predicted model, not a curated record.